AUGCCUGCGCCCUCCACACUGAGGAUCACAGAUGCCCGCCUUGCUAAGGCGGAUGCUCCAUCGGUGAAGAGUCGUGCGUUUCAAUUGACUACUGAGGAGGCUCCGUCGGUGCCGAACGUUGUAGUUGGGACCUUUUUGUUCAAUGGUAUGUCUGCCCAUGUAUUGUUCGACUCGGGGGCUACCCGAUCAUUUGUGUCUCUUGUGCUUAGCGAGAAGUUCCGGGAUGCUCCGGGAACUUUGGAUUCCCCACUCGAGGUAGAGGUUACAGAUGACCGCCAUGUGAGUGAUGCGAAGCUAUAUAGGGACUGUGUCCUGAAUGUUCUUGAGGAGAGGUUUCGUGUUGAUCUAGUCCCGAUACCGCAACGAGGACUGAAGGUUAUUGUUGGGAUGGAAUGGUUGGGGGCAAUGGGGCCAUGA
This is a messenger RNA of Lactuca sativa (garden lettuce), 417 nucleotides long. RefSeq lists its product as uncharacterized. NCBI's taxonomy places the organism in Eukaryota, Viridiplantae, Streptophyta, Magnoliopsida, Asterales, Asteraceae. The record is from RefSeq and is a predicted model, not a curated record.